UGUCGAUUCAGUUAUCCAAGAGCAUUCGAUCGGUUCGGUUCGGAGUUUCGAAGCGAGAAUUGCGUCGAGAAUAAGUGCCGUUUUAUGCCGUAGCAGUUGUGUUCUCGAGGUGACGCCAGCUUUUUUGUGUCGCGGGUCAUUUUUGCCCCAUUCAUAGCGGUCGUGUUCGUUCUGAUGCACGAAGGGUUUGAAUCGUUUGGUGGUGAGACCGUUCUAAAAGUGCGACUAUGAUGACGAUUAGGUUGUGAGAUUGUGUAUCCAGUCGGCUGAGUCGCACAUAUGGAUAUUGACCAGCGCGUGUUCGACGUCAGGUGGAAUAAAGGUGAUACGUUGUUAAUGCAUUUGGUGAGGCUCGUUUAUUGCGGUCUCGUGAACGAAAUUUCACAGUGUUAUACUGCAGGACGUAAAAGUGUUUAAAAGGUACGUUCAAAAGUGCUUUUUCCGUUUCGAUUAGUGAAUGUUCCUCAACACUAUACAGAUAAUAAAAACCAGCGAAGAAGCGAUAACUAGUGAAUUGAAAGUUGUAACGAGUUGCUUCAUGUGCAAGGAAGAUAACGAAUUUUGCCGGAAACCGGUUACGACAGAGCCAUCGAUGAUAAACAUCUCCGAACACAUCGAAUAGUGUGUGGUGGAUACAUCCAGUUCAAUACACUUACGCUCUCAGUGGGUAAUGCAUACCAACAUAGGAGAAGCCAGCAGCGUGAAAAUAAAAACCAUUGCACAAACAUCGUAACAAGUGUGACCAGAGAAAAUAGUGUUCUUUUCGGUUACGCCAGAAGCCAGCUGUCGGUGCACGACUUGCCUUGUCUAGCAAGCAUUCAAAUUAAACUUGAAGAACGCAAACAGAGGCAAAGGCGCUUGUUUGCACAACAAAAACGGCAAAUAAAUUACUCGACUGGCAUUCCACUGACUGAUUUCAUCAGAGCGUAAAAAGCAUUUCGUGACUAGGAUUCUCGGUAAUCGUGGAUAAAGCUAUUAACACCCCACCAGCGCUGGGGACGAUUUGAGAUAGCAAGGAAACUAGACCGCGUAAGCCCAAGCCGAGAAACAAAAAUCAAAAAAAUGGCAUCAUGGACUUGAGUUCAUCAGUGCGCGCGAGUUUUGGUUCGCUGAAAGUGGAUGCGACACAGAAAGUUCGGGUGUGUGUUUCCGUUUCGCUGGAUAAAUAAAUAUUCAACCGGGCCAACGGAUUCACAGAUAACGAUCGAUGGUGACGAGUGAUAGCAGCGGUCGGAAUCGAAUUAGUGCAGGAUUAGUGAUUCAUGAUAACGGGAACGGUGAAAUCGCCCGCAGUGACGAGUGACGCGUGGUGCGGAGAGCAUCAGAAGAGUACAAUCAUGUCCGACAUCUGUGAUUUUGAGUGGUCCAACAACCGCUUCCGGCACAACCUGACCAUAUCCGAUCUGAAGGGUUACAACAAAAAUGAACCCACCGACCGGAGUAGGGCCCUGAUAGCGCUGAAAGAGCUGAUCGGGGCCAGUAUGGACUACGCCUUGAAGGAUAAGUCCUGCUUUCAGGACGAUGAGUUCUUGCUUAGAUUUCUGUACGCCCGGAAGUUCAAUGUGAAUGAUGCCUUUCAGUUAGUGAUCAAUUACCAUGCGUAUCGACAACGAAACGGUCCGCUUCUGCAGCGGUUAUCAGUGUUGGAUGAAAAUAUACAGUUAGCUUUGAGGGAUGGGUUCCCAGGUGUUCUACCAAACAGGGACCGAAGAGGCCGGAAAGUGUUGAUAUUCCUGGCCGGGAAUUGGGAUUACUCUUCAUACUCGCUAGUCACAGUGUAUAGGGCGAUGUUACUGUCGCUGGAAAAACUGCUGGAAGACAAACAGAACCAGGCGAACGGGUUUAUUGCGAUUGUGGAUUGGACCAACUUCACAUUCCGGCAAUCUUCCAACUUGAAUCCCAAAGUGCUGAAGCUGAUGAUCGAAGGGUUACAGGACUGCUUCCCGGUUCGCUUCAAAGCGAUCCACUUCAUCGGUCAACCGUGGUACGUGGAGGCGGCCCUCGCCGUAAUCCGACCGUUUCUCAAGGAGAAAACACGCGAACGGAUAAAACUGCACGGCGGAAACCUGUCCACGCUGCACGAUUGCGUCGCCCGGGACAUUCUCCCCACAGAACUCGGCGGCGAAGGGCCCACGUUCAAUCCGCUCAACUGGUACCAUGAACUGCUGGAAUCGAGUCAAAUCGCAACCAAACCUGCGCCAUCGUACAUUCUAAGUCAACCCCAGUACUACACCAAAUCCCCGGCGCCACCGACGACGCCUCUGGCACUGACGACAACGACCACAAUCUCAACGACGACGGGUUCAGAUUUCCUGAAAAGUACCAAAGCAGCCGCGGUAAAAAUCGGGGUGCUCACCACCAAGGCAAACGAUCCGGCCGCGAAUACCCUGCUGGGCGUGGGGAGCGACACGUGACGGUCAUUUACAAGCGGAUCGGAGCAACAGCAGCAAGAACAUCAAUCUCUGGUGACGACCAUGGUUCCGGAUGGUUCGGUAUCUCGAUGAUGCAAGGUCCUGAUCUCAAAUUACCAUGCAUUUGUUCAUUCAUUCAACACUUGUUCGUCGUAUUGCUGCGACGUAUACUCACCGCAAAAAUCAACGACGCGUUCUGCAUCACCGAAGACACCGAAACCAGAGAUAGAUUCAACCGUGUCCUACUUGUAACGUAGGACAACUUUAGAUCCUGAAAAAAAAUGCAGUUGCUUCGAGCUCCGGGGAAAGAUAAGGAUUGAGCUAAAAGUUCCUCGCGCCUCAUACCAUCGGGAUCCCGUCCAUUUAGACUUACGGACUUACGACGAUCGCGAGACGAUAAUUAACCAUCAACAGCCGCUGUCUUGAUCGUCACGCCGCCACUCCAGGCAUCGGACAUGUAUAGUAUCGUCAUUUUGUUAUCUGUUGCCACAGACAAACCGACAUAACACUUAUAACGGUUAUCAUUAUGAAUCCAUCUGGUGACCAUGUUAUACGAAAUACGAUUAUGUGCAACAAGUCCUGCAGAAGGCGCUAGUAUGAAACGUCGCGCCUCUGGUUGUGAGGCAUGGAACGUAGGAAGUUUGAAAGUGAUUGUUAAAAGCGUAGUCGAAGGAAAUUUCAUCAAUGUUACGUCGGUUUGUCUGUGCUGUUCCGCUCAGUCAUCAGGCAGCGGAUAUGCUAAUUAUUCGUACAAACGGAGUGAGCAAUCUACUGCCUCUAUCCGCCAUUUGAUUGGCGCAAAGACUCAAUCGAAAGCAUUGCUCCGGAUUAUCCCGCUGAUUCCCGGUAUGGGGAAUCGGUAUAAUGGAUGAACACAGGAAAGGAAGCAAAAAAAAGUCCAUGCUUGGAGAUCUACUAUUGCAAAUAUCGAAAAAAACAGUGAACUAAUUGAGCUUAUAUACUUCCACGAACUGAACAGUUAUAGGUUUAGGUAUCUACUAAUGAGUGCAUUAAAUAUUAGAGACUUUCAUAUAAGGAAGAAGAUGAUCAACAGAGCUUUACUAACGAUGCAUCUAGUGAGUUUCUUGUUUAUUAGAAGAAAAAAGUGAGAACAAUAGAGGUCUUGUAGCUUUUACGGCUAAACAUUUAGUAUGAUAUUACCGUUGGCGAAAAAAGUGUAUAGCUUGUCCUGUAUUUAUGCUCUAGGUUAAGUUUCGGUAAAGUAUGUAAAAAACUUAGAAAGCGAAGUAAGCAUUUAUCGUUCGAGCUGUUGAAUGUGGCAAUAAACUAAUGUUAUGAAAAAUCCGUCCAUAAGACAAAACUACAUUAGCUGCGUAGGAAUUGAGUCUUGAUUGAAAUCUUACAAAUUUUGAACGGACAGUAAUAUUAUCCUUAUAGUUACAAAUUCAAUAAGUUAAUACCUACUUUCCUGCAUGCCGUUCUACAAAGAUUCGUAGUAUAAGAUUUGCGUUAUUUGAAUAAAUCUUGAUUGAAAUGUAA
This is a messenger RNA of Aedes aegypti (yellow fever mosquito), 3911 nucleotides long. RefSeq names its product clavesin-2. Gene Ontology annotation, molecular function: phosphatidylinositol bisphosphate binding. Bases 1263 to 2414 code for a protein of 383 amino acids. NCBI's taxonomy places the organism in Eukaryota, Metazoa, Arthropoda, Insecta, Diptera, Culicidae. The transcript has 4 exons. Gene Ontology annotation, cellular component: membrane. The record is from RefSeq and is a predicted model, not a curated record.